AUCCACAACAUAACGUAAAAAAAAUGAAAUUUUUGCCACCCAACAAAGCAUUGAAAGCAAAGGUCACCACUCCUGAAUCUCUUUUGCCUCUGAGACUAAGAAAUGGCCUAAAGAACAAGAGUACAGCAAUACAAUCUCACCCCUCUUUCUAGAAAACCCUGUUCUUGACAGCAUCGUCCUCAUAACCCUCAACUCAAACACAUCGCUUUGAAUCUUCAUUGAUUCUCCUUCCUCUGGAGUUAUCAGUUUGAACCACUUUCUUUAAACUAAACAUCUCUUCAAUCUGAAGUUACCCAAUGCUUGCCUUUCAAGUGUGUUCAGUUCCCAAUAUUGGUCCUAUGUUGGGGUAUUAAUUUUGGGGUGACAGAGAUCCUGGUUCGGGAACUGUUUGCAAAAGAGGAGUAAAAGAAAGCAGAAAGAACAGGUUUGCAUUUAAGUCCUUGCAGGUGAAAUCUGAGGUGUAGGUUUUGAUUCUGAGUUAUAAUUACAAUAUAGGUAGGUUACUUGUAAAGAGACUUAACAUUGACUUAUUGUGAAGUUUCCUCCACCUUUUGCACCUUAAAACAUUGUUCCUUUCUGAAGAGGGUGUAAUCAGAUCUGAGCCUGUUAUCUAGAGGUGGGUCCCAAUUCCCCUAACCGAACCAUUGUCAAUUUGUCAUGUAUGUUACUUAUAUAGCUCCCAAAUCAAAAUCUUUGGCAUUGGGUGUGGAUUGGUGCCGAUUAAGAUAAGCAUCUUUGUUUGAAAACCAAGUUUUAUCCUGCAGAAAACAUGGACGCUUCUGUGCGUUCUCUUCUUAUCUAGCUAAGAUUUGUGGGGUUCUUGGAGAUUUGUGUUUAAACUCAUCUGCAGGAACUGAGCGCAGGAAGAGAUCUUGGUUUGCCCUUGAAGUGAAGGGGUUUAAAAGUUUGAUUCUGGUUUGGCGGUAUCACAAGAGUAUGAGGAAAAAUGCAGGUUCUCAUUCAGGAAGGAUGUUUAGUGACAGGAAGUGGAUUCUCCCUUUUUUUGCAAGUUUGAUUAUAUCUAUGAGUCUGGUUCUGACAGCUAUUCUUGGGGCACUUAGUUCUGAUAGUGGGGGAGAGCAAUCACCGUUUGAAAUCAUUUCCUUCAAGAGAUCAGAGAAUUCCAAUGGAUAUUUUGUGGAAUCAGAUAUAGAAAGGUCUUCUAAUGUUAGUGUGGUGAAAAGGGAGGCACCAAGGUUUGCCUACCUUAUAUCAGGCACCAAGGGUGAUAGUCAUAGGAUGAUGAGGACAUUAGAGGCAGUGUACCACCCAAGGAAUCAAUACAUCUUGCAUUUAGAUCUCGAGGCACCGCCCAGGGAAAGGUUGGAAUUGGCAAAUGCAGUGAAAGCUGAUCCAGUUUUUCGUGAGGUGGAGAAUGUUCGUGUUAUGUCUCAAUCCAAUUUGGUAACUUAUAAGGGUCCUACGAUGAUUGCUUGCACCCUCCAAGCUAUUGCAAUACUAUUGAAGGAAAGUUCAGAAUGGGACUGGUUUAUUAACCUCAGUGCUUCAGAUUAUCCUCUUAUGACACAGGAUGAAAAUAUUAUUAAAGUAUGCAGUGAUGUUUUAGCAACAGGAACGACUUUUGUUCAUCUUUUUCAAUCUUGCGAUCAUUGCCAAUUAUGCAGGAUGGAUCUCUAUGUAACAUCAUUAGAUUUGCUUUAUGUUUUCUCGAAUCUGUCAAGAAAUCUCAAUUUCAUCGAGCAUACACACAUUGCUGGUUGGAAAUUGAAUCAAAGAGCAAGGCCCAUCAUUAUUGAUCCCGCCCUUUACUUAUCAAAGAAAUCUGAUUUAGCAUUGACCACUCAACGAAGAACCCUUCCCACGUCUUUUAAACUGUUUACUGGUUCAGCUUGGGUUGUACUGACUCGGUCCUUUGUGGAGUACUGUAUAUGGGGAUGGGAUAACUUUCCACGGACUAUGCUAAUGUACUAUACAAAUUUUGUGUCCUCUCCAGAGGGAUACUUUCACACUGUCAUUUGUAACACUGAGGAAUUCCGUCACACUGCCAUAAGCCAUGAUCUUCACUACAUUGCUUGGGACACUCCCCCAAAGCAGCAUCCCAUCUCCUUAACCAUGAAGGACUUUGACAAAAUGGUUAAAAGCAAGGCACUUUUUGCGCGCAAAUUUGCUAAGGAUGAUCCAGUUCUAGACAAGAUUGACAAGGAACUUCUGGGGCGCACCCACAGAUUUUCACCUGGGGCUUGGUGUGUUGGAACCUCAGAAGGUGGGGCUGACCCUUGUUCCGUUCGUGGCAAUGGUACAAUGUUUAGGCCAGGCCCAGGUGCUGAUAGGCUGAGUGAGCUGCUUCAUGUGCUGUUAUCUAAAGAAUCUCUAAGCAAGCAGUGUUUGUGACAAAGGGGUACCCCAACUCAAUUAGGAUGAAUGAUGUCAAGUGUACAUAAGUGUUGCUAUAGAUCAUAUAUAUCUGAUGUAAAAGGUCAGAAUUUUGUGCUCAAUAUAGGUUCAUACUCACAAUCAACAAGCACUCACUACCAGUUUUGAUGCUUGUUUCGGCCUAAAACGCUUUUGGUUGCAGUUCCAACCAACCAUUUAUGCAAUUACAACACUUUGUCGAGUUACAAAAAGGCAUUUAAAUUCACAUUGGACUUUCGAAUAGUUAUCUAUUUUGUUAUGGAUAAA
Vigna angularis (adzuki bean) is the source of this 2640-nucleotide messenger RNA. Its product is annotated as beta-glucuronosyltransferase GlcAT14A. The coding region runs from base 937 to 2352 and encodes 471 amino acids. The transcript is spliced from 5 exons. Gene Ontology annotation, cellular component: membrane. Gene Ontology annotation, molecular function: glucuronosyltransferase activity. NCBI's taxonomy places the organism in Eukaryota, Viridiplantae, Streptophyta, Magnoliopsida, Fabales, Fabaceae. The record is from RefSeq and is a predicted model, not a curated record.